This is a messenger RNA of Lotus japonicus, 1703 nucleotides long. Its product is annotated as aminotransferase ALD1, chloroplastic-like. Bases 101 to 1462 code for a protein of 453 amino acids. Gene Ontology annotation, molecular function: pyridoxal phosphate binding; L-lysine:pyruvate alpha-transaminase activity. Gene Ontology annotation, biological process: L-pipecolic acid biosynthetic process; systemic acquired resistance, salicylic acid mediated signaling pathway. The record is from RefSeq and is a predicted model, not a curated record. The transcript has 10 exons. NCBI's taxonomy places the organism in Eukaryota, Viridiplantae, Streptophyta, Magnoliopsida, Fabales, Fabaceae. Gene Ontology annotation, cellular component: chloroplast.
AAAUUGUCAUUGUGGAUACAUGCACAAUCGCCCCUUGUCAUCAGAACUAAAAACCAGAGCCUUAGAGAGUUUCUGGAGGCAGAACAGAAAUCACUAAAUCAUGCAUAAAAUGUACAACACAUCAGUUUGCAGUUCUAUGUUUAGUCCAAAUGCUUUGCAAUCUAUCAUGUUAGUGACAAGGCAACAACAGUACUGGAUAAUGUCGUCAUGCACAUUGAAGAAUCAAAGAUUGAGAAUUGGACACCGCACGAAGGUACCCCGAAAUGUAAACAUGGAGAAACUGCAACAUGGCUAUUUAUUUCCUGAGAUUCAAAGACACCAGCUUAUGCACUUAGAGAAGUAUCCACACGCAAAUGUGAUAGAUCUUGGAAUUGGUGAUACUACAGAACCCUUAUCAACUAUUGUAACAUCAAGCAUGGUGGAUUUUGUGCAUGGCCUUUCAACAGAAAAAGGUUAUAAAGGAUAUGGACCUGAGCAAGGUGAAAAGGCCUUGAGGAAAGAAAUUGCUGACACAAUCUACAAAGAUCUAGGGAUAAAACCAUCUGAGGUUUUUGUUUCAGAUGGUGCACAGUGUGAUAUUUCUCGUCUUCAGCUGCUUAUGGGUCCCAAUCUGAAGAUAUUUGUACCGGAUCCAUCCUUUCCGGCCUACAUAGAUUCAAGUGUCAUAAUUGGCCAGGCUGGCGAAUUUGUAUAUGAAACUGGCAAGUAUAAAAACAUAGAAUACAUGACAUGUGGACCUCAAACCAACUUCUUUCCUGAUCUGCAUACUGCUUCAAGGGCAGAUAUAAUUUUCUUUUGUUCUCCAAACAAUCCCACUGGUCAUGCGGCAACAAGGAAGCAACUAGAGCAACUUGUGGAUUUUGCCAAAGAGAAUGGAUCAAUCAUUAUCUUUGACUCUGCAUAUUCUGCCUAUAUCACAGAUGAUAGUCCUAAAUCAAUCUUUGAAAUUUCUGGAGCCAGAGAGGUUGCAAUUGAAGUCUCGUCCUUCUCAAAAUUUGCUGGCUUCACAGGCGUACGCCUUGGUUGGACUGUGGUCCCUGAAGAACUCUCAUAUUCAAAUGGUUUCCCUGUUGUGCAUGAUUUCAACCGCAUAAUGUGCACAUGCUUCAAUGGAGCAUCCAACAUAGCUCAGGCCGGUGGACUAGCAUGCCUUUCUCCCGAGGGUCUCAAGGCCGUGCAGUCACAUGUUGACAACUACAUGGACAAUGCAAGAAUUUUGGUCGAUGCUUUAACUUCUGUUGGUCUGAAAGUUUAUGGUGGUAAAAAUGCACCUUAUGCUUGGGUCCAUUUUCCAGGCUCAAAUUCUUGGGAUGUCUUCGCUGAAAUUCUUGAGAAGACACACAUGAUUACUGUUCCGGGCAGUGGUUUCGGUCCAGGUGGUGAAGAGUAUAUAAGAAUUAGUGCUUUCGGCCAGAGGGAUUCCAUCAUUGAAGCCUCAGAGAGAUUCCAAUGCCUUGUCUAAUAGGGGAAAACUAAUGCUCUACUUCUUUCGUUUCCUGAUCUAUGCAUAAAAUAAAACAAAAUGGCAAAUCUCAGUUUUAACUACUUCUACUUGUAAGAGAAUGCCUAUGAAUAAUAUAUUUAUUUAUUGAACAAUAACUAUCUGUGGAGGAGGUUCCGGAUAUUGCUCUUCAUAUUGUGGCUCAGGACAUUUUGGCUUUUAUGCUUCCUGUGGCUUGAUUUAAUAAAAUCCCAUUUCAAAA